Messenger RNA from Rhizopus microsporus ATCC 52813, 1457 nucleotides. RefSeq lists its product as uncharacterized. The record is from RefSeq and is a predicted model, not a curated record. The transcript is spliced from 8 exons. Lineage: Eukaryota; Fungi; Mucoromycota; Mucoromycetes; Mucorales; Rhizopodaceae. Bases 70 to 1296 code for a protein of 408 amino acids. Gene Ontology annotation, biological process: poly(A)+ mRNA export from nucleus; transcription elongation by RNA polymerase II; post-transcriptional tethering of RNA polymerase II gene DNA at nuclear periphery. Gene Ontology annotation, cellular component: transcription export complex 2. Gene Ontology annotation, molecular function: double-stranded DNA binding; RNA binding.
GGAAAAGGUUGCAUUUUAUUUGAAUACAGAGGGAGGACACGCGAGUUUUCUCUCUUUUUCUUAGCGAAAAUGUAUAGACAAAAGGCAGCUUAUAUUGAAUCUUUUCUUCAAAAAAUAAAAAAGAACAGCCAAGAAGAACGUGGAAAACCUUUAGCAGCUUUAUUUGCUUAUAGUGGAAAACAUGUUGAUCAGCUCGUGUUUCAUAACCUUCGACCACAGGAAUUACAAGAAUUAAUAAAUAGAGCACAGCUUGAAUCCCCUUGGAAUGAUAUAGCCUUACACCAUAUUCGAACUGCAAUUAAUUUAGACCAAGAAGAUUAUGAAGAAGCAUUCUUGUCACAGAAAGAACUUGUUCAAUCUUUUCAAAGAAACAUGCCCAACUUUACUCGAUGGGUAUUACCAGUGCUUUAUGUAUUCAACAACGACUUGCGUUUGAUUGCAACAAGAGCAGAUCAAGAUAAAGAAGCAGAAGAGGGACAACGAAGAAAAUUAGAAGAGGCUGCUAAUGUCAUUAGUAAAUCUUUUACGGGUUGUAUUACAGAUAGAGGUGUCAUGUCUUUAUCUAAAAAAUAUGGUACAUAUCGAAUGAUUGGGAUGUUGUUUAGAAUCUAUUUCAAGUUGAAACAACAAAACCUUUGUAAAAAUAUCCUUCGUGCUGUAAAAGCAGCAGAUAUGCCACCUAUCGAACAGUUUCCAAAGAGUGAUCGAGUGACAUUUAGAUAUUAUUUGGGAAGACUUUAUUUCCUUGAAGAGGAUUAUGCAAAGGCAGAGAAUGAGCUAAAUCUUGCUUUUAGAGAAUGUACUAAUCGUCACGUCAAGAACAAAGAACUUAUACUGCAAACAUUAUUGCCUAUUAAACUAAUGAAAGGAGUGCUGCCUACUCAAGCUUUAUUUUCUCAGUUCCCUGAAGCUAGACAUAUUUACAGUGAUUUAGCUGCAGCCAUGAAAAAAGGCUAUGUCAAGGCAUUUAACGAGGCUUUAAGCAAGUCAGAGCCAACCUUGAUCAGACAACGUACUUACUUUGCUGUAGAAAAGGCUGAAAAUAUCGCUAUUCGUCAGCUAUUUAGAAAAGUAUAUUUGCUUAUGGGUCAAAACACAAGGUUGCCUAUUGGAAAGUUCAAACAAGCGCUGGACUUUGAAGGAAUGAAUGUUGAUAUAGAAGAGGCAGAAUGGAUGCUGGCAAAUAUGAUUUACAAGGGAUAUAUGAAGGGCUAUUUAUCGCAUGAAAAGAUGUUUCUUGUGCUGAGUAAAGAUAAUCCUUUUCCUUCCGUUGGCCAGGUAUCCAAUCAGCCAUAAAGCACAUUCUGUACUUUGUAACAAUAAACAGAUAUAACAGUUGCAAAAAAACAACAACAAAAAACAAUCCAAUUCAAACGCUUGCUUCUAUCAAUUCUAGUUUAAUAUAUUGUAUUCUUGGUAAAAACGUUUUAAAUGAGAAUAAUUAUAGUCUAUCGAUG